This is a messenger RNA of Mytilus californianus (California mussel), 1710 nucleotides long. Its product is annotated as syntaxin-3-like. The record is from RefSeq and is a predicted model, not a curated record. NCBI's taxonomy places the organism in Eukaryota, Metazoa, Mollusca, Bivalvia, Mytilida, Mytilidae. The transcript has a single exon. Gene Ontology annotation, cellular component: SNARE complex; plasma membrane; endomembrane system. Gene Ontology annotation, biological process: intracellular protein transport; vesicle fusion; exocytosis. Bases 433 to 1299 code for a protein of 288 amino acids. Gene Ontology annotation, molecular function: SNARE binding; SNAP receptor activity.
UUUUGUUUUCACUGUAGCACCAUGAAUCAAUUAUUUGUAAACAAUCAGGUAUCAUGAGUAAUGGAAAUAAUUCUGAAUCACAAAAUUUAAUUUAAACAUCAUAUAUAUAUAAAUCUUCUCUCACACCACUGAAUACUUUAACAUUUUCCUGAGGUGAUACAUUAUAGAAUAAUAAUACGUGAUAGAAAGGAUACUAAGUAGAAAGUUACCUGUUUGGUAGUACAGGUAUUGAUGUAGUUAAUUAGUGGAUGACAGAUUUGGAUUACAUGUUAUUGUAAAAAUCAUUAACACUAAAAAUUUGUGAAGAAAGUUACAAAAAUUUGAGUUUUCAUAAGGAGAAUUAGUGUCUGGAUAUAACUAGGUUAUUACAGGUAGUUUCAAGUAUCUACCAUAAAUAUUCUGAGUCUGUGACUAUCAGGAAAUCAAUACAAAAUGGUGGUUAAAGACAGGACUUUGGAAAUGCAAAAGAAACGUGAAGAACUUGGGAGAAACAGCAAGAGAUUUUCAUUCAAGAAGAAAAAUACACCAAUGGAUAUCUUAAUGAAGAAAGUGAAGUGUAUAGAAAAUGACCUUAUUGAGAUACAAAGCCAUGUAACUGAAGUCACAAAACUUCAAAAUAAUCUCUAUUGUUCUCCAUUUGUCACACAGACCGAAUUAAAAAACAUGGAAAAAUUAUCUGAUCAUAUUUUAACCAAAUCUGUGAAAAUACGUAAAGAAAUUGAAGCUUUAUCUAACAACAAUAAUGAAAUAUCAGAACCUGACGCAUAUCAGAAAGUAUGUGUGAAUCAAAUUGAGAGAUUGUCUCAUCAGCUUCGCGAGAUUAUGAAUACUUUCAGAUCAAAUCAGGCAGAUUAUAUAGACAAAACUAGGACAAGAUUCCAGAGGAAGGUGGAGAUUGUCUCCAAGGAGGAUAACCCCGAUAUUGACAUGAACCAAGUAGACUUCCAAACUCAUUCAGUUUUUACCGAUAAUAUCAUAAUUCAAAUGCAAACAGCCAAAUCUGAUCUACAAGAGUUGGAAGAUAGGGAGAAAGAACUCCAUCAGUUAGAAAAUCAAAUCCAUGAAGUUAAUCAAUUAUUCAAGGAGAUGAAUGUUUUAGUUGGUGAACAAGGAGACAUGUUAAAUAAUAUCGAAAAAAAUGUAGAGGACGCUGUUGUACAUGUGACAAAAACAAAUAAAGUAUUAAGGCAGGCCAAAGAGUACAAGUCAAAAGCAAGAAAAAAGAAAUUUAUAUGUGCCGCUAUCUUAGGUGCUGUGAUAGUUAUAACAGUUGUUGUUCUUAUCAUAGUAUUUGCUUAGUGAAGUUUCUACCUUAGUGGUGCAUUCUUUGUUUAUGAUAUUUGUCACUGUUAAAUCAUUUCCCAUAUACAUGUAUUUUUUGUAAAUUGAUUAUUUUUGUAGUAAAAUAUCUAUAUGUUUUAAAAAAUUAGUUGAUUUGCAUUCAACAAUCCUUUCAGAAUUUUACAUCAAUGACCUGUUAAAUGCAGACUUGGCCUAAAGUCCAAUGACAUAUUUAAUGCAGACUUGGCCUGAAGUCUGAACUAUUUAUCAACAGAUCUUUUUAUCAAUAAACCCAACAGGAAUAUCCAAUAAUAUGAACAAAGCUGACAAUGACCAGAUGCAAAUGAUAAGAUCUUUAUUUAGCCUAAAGUAAAAUUUUAAACUGAAUCAAUAAAUAUUUCAUCCACAAAACCUAGAUAAAAACUUUCA